This is a messenger RNA of Pieris napi, 3684 nucleotides long. RefSeq names its product putative apoptosis-inducing factor 1, mitochondrial. The record is from RefSeq and is a predicted model, not a curated record. Gene Ontology annotation, cellular component: cytoplasm; mitochondrion. The transcript has 5 exons. Gene Ontology annotation, biological process: apoptotic process; mitochondrial respiratory chain complex assembly. Bases 1959 to 3614 code for a protein of 551 amino acids. Lineage: Eukaryota; Metazoa; Arthropoda; Insecta; Lepidoptera; Pieridae. Gene Ontology annotation, molecular function: NAD(P)H oxidase H2O2-forming activity; FAD binding; protein dimerization activity.
AAAUUUAUGAAUUGUUUAAAGAUUAAAAACUCUCUAUUAAAAACAAUAUUUGCUAAAUUAACUAAUGUAAUAAAAAUAUUGCUAAUUAUAAUUUUUUUAUCAAUCUUAUACUAAUACUAUGAAAUGAAAAUCUACCGGAUCAUUUAUAGUAAUGCUGUAAAACUUUGUGCAACCCCUUUGGCACAUUAUAAGGCUUAAUCUCGUUUUAUAUGUACCAUUGAAUAUAAUAAUAUACUUUAAUGCUAUUAUUAUUAAGCAACUAAGUUUUAAUUUGAAAGAUAUGGUUGAGCAAUGAGCUUUUUGCUCAAAUUUGGUUAUAUUGGCAAAACUUUUGCUUGAUUGAUUAAUAGAUGGAUGUGAAUGCCGAUUAUGCUUAAAAUUAGGCUGGUUUCGAUGGAAGAUUGAUGUUGCACAUCUUGUUUCCAUCUGUCUCAUUCUUUUCAAAAUACUUUAGGGACCAUUAGAUUGACAAAAAGAAAGAAAGAAAGAAAGAAAAAACUUUAUUAUGCACAAUAUACAAGAUAUUUAGAUAAAGUAAAGUGCACUGGCCCCCACACUAGGAUUCCCUGUGUUGUGGGCAGCCAGUCUCUUCCUUUUGACAUGAAAACAGUAUUUUAUGAAUUAUAUUAAUUAUUUCUACACAUUUAUAUUAAAACUAUUUUUGUACAAUAAGAAUAUUUUCAGUAUCAGAAUACGACAGGUUAACAAGAUAUCGUUUGAGGUGUUUAGUAAAUGUAUGUAAUGUGAUUUUUGAAAUGUUAGUGAUAAUUUUGUUUUUAAUGAAGUGGUUAAAGAUGAAAGUAAUGGCGCUUCUAAACGGGCCAUGUUUUGCUGCAACACUGUGGCCGGCAACAUUGCAAACAAUAGCAGCCACACUAUGCAAUAUUGCAGUAAUGUCCCGGCCAUAUAGCCAAACAUGUUUUGUAUAGCCAUAUAUGGCCGAUGUUGCCCCCAUGGGUGGCCGGACGAUCGCUAGGCUAUCGAAUUCAACUGCAAUAUUGCACAGCCAGUUCUUGUUUCAUUCAUUUCACAUUGUUGUUUCAGUCACUCUCUUUGUUAUGCCACAGUGUAUCCUUUUUUACGCGACAUGAAGUUUGCUAUGAGUGAAGUGUGCCUGUUGCUAUAUUCUGUGUUUUGCGAUCAGCUGCAUUUUGACGUGAAAUUAAAUAUUAAUUAAAAUUCAAGACUCAAAUUUUCUACAGUAGACAAUUUGAGUCUAGAAAUAAGUCUUGAUAAUAAAUUAUUCAAGAACUAGAAUGUCAAAAGUAGUCAUUUUUACGUAUUAAUCUAACGUCAAAUACAGCUGAUCGCAAAACACAGAAUAAAGCACAAAACACUUCACUCAAAGCAAACGUCAUGUCGCGUAGAAAAGGAAACACUAUGCCAUAACAAAGGGAGUGACUGAAACAACAAGAGAACUGGCUGUGCAAUAUUGCAGUUGAAUUCGAUAGCCUAGCGAUCGUCCAGCCACCCAUCGGGGCAACAUCGACAAUAUGUGGCUAUACAAAACAUGUUUGGCUAUAUGGCCGGGACAUUACUGCAAUAUUGCAUAGUGUGGCUGCUAUUGUUUGCAAUGUUGCCGGCCACAGUGUUGCAGCCAUCAAUUGCAGCAAAACAUGGCCCGUUUAGACGCGCCAUAAGAGUAAGAUAGAAUUGACAUCACUAAUUGUCAACUUUUUCCAAGUCAUUGAACAAAAUUUCACAUAUAUAUUUAUGUAUUUCAUUUGGCAGGUACACAAUGUUCAGUUCACUCAAGUUUAAAGUCUGACCCGAUUGAAUUUUUGUUACAAGCCUACGAGGAAAUUGAAGAAAUAUAGAACGGUAUUUGAAGCCAUUAAUAAUGUUUAAAUAAGAAAUAAUACAUUUUUAGAUCGAUAAGGUCUGUUCUCUUGAAUAUUUUCAACUUCAGACAGUAGUCAGCGGUGUGGGUGUAAAGAACGUGAGACCGGGGACAGAAGAUGUUUCACACUCCCCACCCCCUCCGCCGCCGCCGCCUCCUCCACCGCGCUCGCGCCGCGCCUUCACCCUCAUCACGGCCGUCACUUUCACAGCCUCCCUCGCUGGAUCAUGUUUAUAAUUCACAGAUUUAUUUGUAUCGGAAGAGAACGCAAGAUAAAGAAGAUGCCGUGUCACUUACGAGUGCAGAAGCCGGCGAGUCGGAAGCGCGGACGUCAUGUUCUCCGGAGCGCGGCGACGGGCUGCCGGCGCACGCGCAGUUCCUCCUCGUGGGCGGCGGCACGGCCGCCUUCGCCGCCAUGCGCGCCGUUCGCAGCGCUCGUCCCGACGCGCAGGUGCUGCUCGUGUCGCCCGAGCGGGUGCCGCCGUACAUGCGCCCGCCGCUCACCAAGGAGAUAUGGCGCGAGCCCGACCUCGCCGAGCGCGCGCUGUCUCCCGAACUUCUCACCUUCCGCCAGUGGAACGGCAGACGGCGAUCCCUCCUCUACGAGCCGCUCGCCUUCUACACGCCGCCGGAGCGCCUCCGCGACGCGGCGCCCGGCGCCGGCCUCGCUCUGGGCUGGCGGGUCGUCGCCCUCGACCCCGCCGAACGGUCCGCCGUGCUAGAGAGCGCCGCCGGAGAGCGCGCCAAACUCACCUACGACGAGUGCCUGGUGGCGAGCGGCGGCCGGCCGAAGCGGAUCGGCGCGCUGCGGGACGUCGCCGCCGCCGGACUGUCCCUCGCUCUCGGCUCCGUGGACGACGUCGCGGCGCUCGCGCGAGUCCUCGACGGCGGCCGGCGCACGGUGGCUGUGAUCGGCGGCGGGACGCCGGGCGCCGAGCUGGCGGCCGCGCUGGCCGACCGCGCCCGAGUCGUGCACGUGUACCGCGAGAGCGCGCCGCUGGAGACGUCGCUGCCGCCGAACCUCGCGGCCGAGGCGGCGCGCGCGCUGGCGGCGCUCGGCGUGGAGGCCGCGCCCGGCCUGGAGAUCGUCGGCGCGACGGCGUCGGGCGGCCGAGUGCGCCUGACGACGGCCGACGGCGGCGCGCUCGAGGUGGACGCGGUGGUCGAGUGCGCGGGCACCGAGCCCGACGUGGAACGCCUGGCGGGCGCCUCUCGACUCGAGACGCAUCCGAAGCUCGGCGGCCUCGUGGUGAACGCGGAGCUGGCGGCGCGGUCGGGCCUCUGGGCGGCCGGCGACUCGGCCUGCUUCUACGACGAGGUCCUGGGCCGUCGGCGCCUCGACCGCCACGAUCACGCGGUGGCUUCGGGCCGCCUCGCCGGCGAGAACAUGGCGAGCGAGGGCCGGCCGCGCGCCUACGGACACCAGAGCAUGUUCUGGAGCGACCUCGGCCCCGAGCUCGGAUACGAGGCGAUAGGUGAAAUAGAUUCGAAGCUGCCGACCGUCGCGGUGUUCUGCGAGGACGCCGUGCGCGAAGCGAAGGAGGCGGCGACGGCGGCGGACGGGGUGGCGACGGACGAGGCGGCGGCGCGAGCGGACGGCGGCGUGCGGUACGAGCGCGGCGUGGUGUUCUACCUCCGCGAGAGCCGCGUCGUGGGCGUCCUCCUGUGGAACCUCUUCAACAGAAUGCACCUCGCGCGACAGGUUCUGGCGCGGGGCGAAUUCGAAGACUUGUUUGAGGUGGCGAAGUUGUUCGCGUUGCACGAGGAAGACUAGAAAUAAUAUUUUUAAUCUGUAUAUAAUUAAUAUAAUAGUUACUUAUUAAAAUGGCUUCCUUCGAACUUAA